Racocetra persica is the source of this 226-nucleotide messenger RNA. The record is from the annotation of a GenBank genome assembly. Lineage: Eukaryota; Fungi; Glomeromycota; Glomeromycetes; Diversisporales; Gigasporaceae.
UCUUCGUGAAAGCAAACCUUCGAACUCUUCUCUUGGUGCUUUUCAACAACUAUUGCUCCAUAUAGUUGCUAAAUGUGAUAUAUCAGCACAAAAAACAUGCUAUCUUCUCCUUGAGAUAGAAGACAGGCUAACUGAUCUUCUUGGGUCAUUUAUCAAAAAUUUAGAAAACUUUUCUAAUGAGAUUGAUGAUGAGGAUGAGCAACCAGAAAUGAAUAAUGGAAAAUUC